AUGACGAAGGGUGAGGUUGAUCAUGUAAUAUUGAAAGAACGAGGGUUGACAGAUAACUGGAUGGAUCAUGUGACUGGCCCUGGAACGGCUAGCACAGUGAUGCCACAGCCUGGCCAACCAGCACCGCCUACCCAUUCAUUUGAUCCUUUUAUAGCCGAGCAACGUCAAUUCUAUGCGCCAAUUCAGACGACAUAUCGGACACCUGAGCCUAAGGGUCUGCAGCAACCGGAUGAUCGUGCGGAACCAAUCCAGGAAUUGACCCCACCAUCUGUGGAAUGGAUGCCCCAGCAACCGGAUGAUCACUCUGAGCAUACAUUACCAGGAGUAUUCCCUGACGAUGAAUUGCCGUCGUUACUAUCUACACCGUCACAUGAUCGUUUUCCGACCGGAAACCCUGCUGCAGAGACUGAGGGGGUGGAGAGUUAUCAAAGCGUUGAUCAACUGCCUGAGCAGUCUCCGCAGAAUUUCGAUUCUUUUACACCAGAGCCACUAUCGGACAGCCCCACCAGAUCAGCCGCCUGA
This is a messenger RNA of Penicillium manginii, 522 nucleotides long. RefSeq lists its product as uncharacterized. NCBI's taxonomy places the organism in Eukaryota, Fungi, Ascomycota, Eurotiomycetes, Eurotiales, Aspergillaceae. The record is from RefSeq and is a predicted model, not a curated record. The transcript is spliced from 2 exons. The coding region runs from base 1 to 522 and encodes 173 amino acids.